AUGUUGUUAAAUUUUAUUCUGUUCCCUUUCUUUCUUUCUUUCUUUCUUUCUUUCUUUCUAAUUCUUUCUUUCUUUCUUUCUUACAUUUUUCUGAUCUCUCUCAAUCUCUCUCUCUCUUUUUCUAUCUAUCUAUCUAUCUAUCUAUCUAUCUAUCUAUCUAUCUAUCUAUCUAUAUAUAUAUAUAUAUAUAUAUAUACGACAGACGGGGCGGUAUUUUCAUUAUCUAUCUAUCUAUCUAUCUAUCUAUCUAUCUAUCUAUCUAUCUAUCUAUCUAUCUCAGUUUGUUCAUCUCUAUCUCAGUCUGUUAAUAUCUAUACCAGUAUCUAUCUAUCUAUCUAUCUAUCUAUCUAUCUAUCUAUCUAUCUAUCAUUAUAUAAUCUGUACAUACGUAUCUCUGUUUGCUACUGUUUCACAAAAAAUGCCCAUAUCUAUCUAUCUAUCUAUCUAUCUAUCUAUCUAUCUAUCUAUCUAUCUAUCUAUCUAUCUUAG
Messenger RNA from Acanthosepion pharaonis, 489 nucleotides. NCBI's taxonomy places the organism in Eukaryota, Metazoa, Mollusca, Cephalopoda, Sepiida, Sepiidae. The record is from the annotation of a GenBank genome assembly.